CACAGCAAUAUUUACAUCACAAAAUGGAAGUCGACACACGUACCCCAGCGACAUUUAAGACGACAAUUUCGCAGCAGCCAUUCUACUAUUUCCAGAUCGUACUGGUGACAGAAUCGGCGCAACCGGGGCCCCCCAUCGACAUGGUGCAGCUCCGGAGCCACCUGGCCACAACACUGAACCAAUGGCUGGGGGCAAGCGGCGGCGGCACGCCUAUUGACAUUCUGAAAUUUGACGGCACCACGGCGAUCAUCCGGGUUCCGUUCGACGACCACCGGGGCGUGUGGCAGGCGCUGACGGUUGCGACGUUCAAGAUGGCGGGCACGGGCGAGGCGCGGUUCCAGGUGCUGCGCAAUUCGGCGUUUGCCAUGGGCGUGGCAGCGUCGAGUCGGGCGACAUACAAGACCGUGUAGCAUUUUUUUGUUGGAGGGACAUGAGAA
Molecule: messenger RNA, 437 nt
Organism: Linderina pennispora
Lineage: Eukaryota; Fungi; Kickxellomycota; Kickxellomycetes; Kickxellales; Kickxellaceae
Exons: 1
Coding region: 141-410 (89 amino acids)
Source: RefSeq, a predicted model, not a curated record